Sphenostylis stenocarpa is the source of this 693-nucleotide messenger RNA. Lineage: Eukaryota; Viridiplantae; Streptophyta; Magnoliopsida; Fabales; Fabaceae. The record is from the annotation of a GenBank genome assembly.
AUGGCACUUCAGCACUACAAUUCCAGGGAUUUGAAAACCAUCCCAAAUACUGUAUCCGAGACAGAAAAUUCCAAUGGUUGUUUUGAUUGCAACAUCUGCUUUGACUUUGCACAUGAACCAGUAGUGACCCUAUGUGGCCACCUCUAUUGUUGGUCAUGUAUCUACAAGUGGCUAAGUGUCCAAAGUGAUUCUCUUACAACUUAUGAGCACCCACAAUGCCCAGUUUGCAAGGCUGUUAUAUCCAAUAGCACAAUGGUUCCACUCUAUGGCCGUGGCCAUUCCACAGCUGAAGGGAAAACAUCUUCUUGUGAUGCUUUGAUACCACCAAGACCACCUGCUUCAUGUGCUCAAGUUCUUUUGGGAACAUCAUCUCAAAGGAAUCAGCGCCUUCCAUAUCGUAAUCCUUAUCAGAGACACUAUUUCAGCUCUAGGUCAUACCAAGAAGAGGAUGAUUCUUCACAAAUGUUCAAUUUUGGAUCCCACCACCACCCUGUGACUGGGAUGUUUGGGGAGAUGGUUUAUUCCAGAGUGUUUGGCAACCCAGAAAAUUUGUAUGCAUACCCCAAUUCUUAUCAGCUGAUGGGAAGUUCUACCCCUAGAUUGAGAAGGCAAGAGAUGCAGGCACACAAAUCUUUGAACAGAAUCUCAAUUUUUCUCUUUUGCUGUUUCCUUCUUUGUCUUCUUGUCUUCUAA